CCCUAAAUCAAUGGUGAAUGCAGUUACUGGAGUUCUAAUUGAGUGCGACACUACCGUUAAAGCCAUCAUUAAAAACUUGGACAGCAAGCACCAUUUCAUUGUGGACGACUUGGACGAUACGCACGUUUUCAUUGUCUCGACUUGGGUUGAACGAUUGAAAUCUGAGCUGGAACGUCUUUUAGACGAGAACGCAUACACCAUUUCAGAUCCAAAGGACCCCAAGAACUGAGAUCCCACACAAACAUUACCCAGCUGCUUUCCAACAGACUCAGGAUCAACUUAUCUCGAGCUACAACCUUGAGCAACGACAAUCCUAUUUCACAUUUUUGUACAUAUAAUCCACUUCAACAACCGCAGUAAUACACCAUGAAAAAAUCAUUAAAGUUACCCCCUUGUCCGAUCUGUAAGACGCGCAAGUAUCGCAAGAACGCACAAGGUCACUAUGUUUGUAAAUAUGGGCAUCAGUUAGCGAACUACCAAGAGGAGGAGGGCGAAGAAGGUACCCAUACGGGCGCCGUACGUACGAUCAAUCGAGUCAAACGAAAUACAACAGUGAAGGAAUCGAAAAGAUUGUCGGGUCCCAGAGCCUUGUUUAUCUAUCAUCAAAUGUUCCAGCAAUGUCUGCGCCAGUUAGUACGUGUACUUAUUACAAAGUAUGCUGCGCCUGCUGACCUUGAGACCAUAGUACGAGAACUGUGGCUAUUGUAUGUGUCUCAUUCGGAAGUCCACUUUGAGUAUCGUAAACAGACAGCACCAGUAGCUACCAAGUCAACAGUCCCUGACGAUGAAAUAGAAGCACUUGAAGAAGAAGACAACAACGAUCCGGUUGAGGAAGAUGACUUUGACGAGGCAGAUAUGAUGGCUAUGCCCAGCAUGGAUACCAAUGAAAGCCUCUUGUUUGGCAAUGAUAAAAUUAUCCGCAACCCUAGCUUCAAGAUAUGGCCACAUCUUUCGUAUACUCAACUUUUAAUUUUCUGCUACCUGGGCUGCGUCUGGUUACGAUGGCCUGUCAUGCUUGCGGAUUUGCAGAGAUGGGCUAUUGUGGGAAAGCUUCCAUAUAUUUCUCUGACCAAGAAUUUGCCUUCAGAGAUUCUGGACACUAUUGCGCAACGAAAGCUAACAGCACUCAAGAUUAUUCCGAAUAUGCCUACGUUGUACCUGCAGACUCGACAGUGGAUAGGAUGCUUUGGCAGCAUCUGUAAACUUGAGUUUCCAGACGCCAACUCCGUGCCUCUCCUACAGCGUGGUCUGCGUGAAAUCAUGCUUCCAGUUGAAUCUUACGUUUUGGCUCAAUUCAUCUUUGAUAAACUGAAACUUAGCAAGCAAGUAGUGAUUGCAAGAUCAGACGCAAAGCAACCACGUAACACCAUGAUGGUCACCUCGGCUCCAAUGGAUGUGAAGAUUAUGGCGGUCACUAUGUUCAUUGCCAAAUUAUAUUACAGACUAGAUGAUAGUGACAGGCAUGAACUGCAAGAUAUUGGCAUAUAUGUUCCUCCCAAAGAUAUUUGGUUAAAGGCCCUGCGAGCUAAUGUGUACCGAUGGCAAAGCAAUAUGCUUAACGGUGGCCGAAGGUAUGAUUAUCAUCUGACUGAAGGUGAAAGUGCCUAUCAACGGUGUAGUAAUGCAAAAUCCAACACAGAAUACCAGGAGAGGAUGAAUCUGACGUUCAAAAUUUGCGAGAGGUGGCAGAUAUGUACAAGCAUACUAUACAUGCAGGCUUGACUAAUCGCUCGCAUAAAGAUAGAAUUUUGGUUAAAUUAUUACGCAAGUACACCAAGGAUCUCAAAAGAAGAGAGGCCGAAGAGGAUUCCCACCUACCUGGCCCACUCAAAAAAACAAAAUUUAAUUCAUAUUGGCAGGAAGGGA
Molecule: messenger RNA, 1866 nt
Organism: Umbelopsis ramanniana AG
Lineage: Eukaryota; Fungi; Mucoromycota; Umbelopsidomycetes; Umbelopsidales; Umbelopsidaceae
Exons: 9
Coding region: 367-1722 (451 amino acids)
Biological process (GO): nucleolar large rRNA transcription by RNA polymerase I; RNA polymerase I preinitiation complex assembly
Cellular component (GO): RNA polymerase transcription factor SL1 complex; RNA polymerase I core factor complex
Molecular function (GO): RNA polymerase I core promoter sequence-specific DNA binding
Source: RefSeq, a predicted model, not a curated record